Messenger RNA from Diatraea saccharalis (sugarcane borer), 1596 nucleotides. Lineage: Eukaryota; Metazoa; Arthropoda; Insecta; Lepidoptera; Crambidae. The record is from the annotation of a GenBank genome assembly.
AUGACAAGAAAAUCGGAUCCUGAUAAAUUCAGUGUGACCAAAGAUGCUUUGGUGCCAGGCGCAUUUUUUGUUCUACUUUUGCGAUGGUGCGUUGCGGCAUAUCCUUACUCUGGGUACAAGAAGCCUCCCAUGUUUGGGGAUUACGAAGCGCAGCGACAUUGGCAAGAGAUAACGGUUCACACGCCAGCGGCAAAAUGGUACCACAACACCAGUCAAAACGAUCUCCAAUAUUGGGGGUUAGAUUAUCCUCCGCUGACUGCAUAUCACAGCCUGCUGAUGGGCUUAGUUGCCGAUUGGUUAGACCCGGAAUCCGUGCGACUAUUUGCAUCGAGAGGUUAUGAAAGUGAAUCUCAUAAGAUGUUCAUGAGAUGGACAGUGUUUCUUAGUGAUUUGUACUUUUAUAUGACUGCAGUGUUAUGUAUUUGUAUAGAUGCUGAAAGAGUGAAACAAAAAGAAACUAGAAUAGUAUUUAAGAGAACUGAUUUGUCAACAAUACUUAUGUUAUUAUAUCCAGGUUUAAUUCUCAUCGAUCAUGGUCAUUUUCAGUACAAUUGUGUCUCGCUAGGACUGUUUUUGUGGGCAACAUUCUUUGUUAUAGCAAUAGAAAAUGACAUAAUGGCUACAAUAUUUUUCACUCUUGCAUUAAAUUAUAAACAAAUGGAACUGUACCAUGCAUUACCAUUUUUUGUAUAUUUGCUAAGAAGAUGCUUCAUUGGAUUACCUCCUAAAAGCAAAUUGUUCCAUUUUAUUCUAAAUUUUAACAAACUAGCAGUAGCUGUGAUAUCAUGUUUUAUAAUAAUAUGGUUUCCAUUUACUAGUUCUUGGAAAGAUAUAUUCCAAGUUGUCCACAGAUUAUUUCCUUUGAAAAGAGGAGUGUUUGAAGACAAAGUUUCUAAUGUCUGGUGUUUUGUCAAUGUAUUUAUAAAGCUAAAAACCAUUUAUACAAAUGAAACGAUGGCACAAAUGUGCCUCUCUAUGACCGCUGUAGCUUCGCUGCCAUCAUGUGCUGAUAUGUUUUUCCGUAUAAAUAAGAAGAAGUUCAUAUUAUGCCUUAUCAAUGUUUCUUUGGCAUUUUUCUUAUUUUCUUUUCAAGUGCAUGAGAAAACUAUUUUGUUAGUUGCCAUUCCAGUAGCACUGCAUUUGCCUGAAGAUCCCUUUAUGUGUUUUUGGUUUUUACUUGUGUCCAAUUUCAGCAUGUUACCUUUAUUAAUUAAGGAUGGUUUGGUUAUGCCCUUUGUUGGAACAAAUAUUAUUUACAUAUGUUUCUACAGUAUAUGUUUGAGAUUAUCACAGACUAAUUCUUCCAUUUUCUCAUUCAUGAAUGCCAAUUUAGUUUAUAGAGCUAUUAAUGAUACAAAAGAAGAUUCUGUGUUUUUAAAACUACUUAGUACAUCUUUCUUUGUCUCCCUUUUUGGGAUGUUCUGGUUGACAGUUGGAUCAGUGUUUGUAGAGCCCCCGCCUCAAUAUCCAGAUAUAUUUCCAUUAUUGGUAUCCAUGUACUCAUGUAUUCAUUUUAUCAUGUUUUUCAUAUACUUCAAUUAUAAGCAAAUUUCGAUCCCAUAUUAUUUGCCAGUGCCAAAAAUUAAAACGAAUUAG